Messenger RNA from Acanthosepion pharaonis, 684 nucleotides. NCBI's taxonomy places the organism in Eukaryota, Metazoa, Mollusca, Cephalopoda, Sepiida, Sepiidae. The record is from the annotation of a GenBank genome assembly.
AUGAGCGAUGCUGCAUCCGGCGGCUCGCAGUUUUCGCGAUGCUCAUGCCCGCCUCCCUCAAACUUACGAUGCGUCGAUGGUGGCGAUAUCCGGCUUUGCGGCCGGUGUAACGCCCCGCCCUCCCCGCAACUUCGAUGCCCUCGCGCUGCCGCUCGCGCCGCGUGUCGUCGUCGUCGCGCGCCGUCUGCGCGCCACCCGCAGCAGCAUGUCCUGCACCGCCUCCAGCACGAUGCGCGCCACGCCCGCGCUGUCUGCCACUGUGUCGGACAGGUCCGCGAUCCGGCACUGCGAGGCGCGCCCCCCUGCCUCAGAUCGUUCUCCACCAGCAGCUCCGCCUCCGGCAGCGGCAGGCGGCUGAUCCGAUCUUCUCGGCCACCACCACCUCGCCCGGCUGCAGGUCCGCCACCAUGCGCAGGAGCUCCGGUCAGUCGGGCCGCGCGCCGACGCCUUCUCCCGGUACACCGCCGCGACGUAGAAGCUGGCCGCCCUGGCGCCGGCCACGAUGUUCUCCUGCCGCGUCAGGGUCUGAUCGUCCGUGCUAACCCGCAGGUAGACGCGCGCUACCUUCCUCCGCUGCCUGCCACCUACUCAUCACUCCUGCCCGGCGUUCUUGGGGUAUACCCGGCGACCACCACUGCGGGCAACCGGCUCCGAAUAGCAAACGCCGAUCCUGUCGAGCCCUAG